AUGGGGGUUUGUGCAUUAACUCAGAAGGGAUCAUCAAGAAAAAUAAGUAAACCUGAAGUUGGCCUAAUUUUGGAAGGUGUUACAAAAGAAUCUUAAAUCAAUGAAUCUUAUAAGACUUUAAUAGGCCAGACUUAAACUGUGUUUGAAAAUUUGAUAAAUAACAAAAUUAUCAGUCGGAAUAUUAGUUAAACGGAAUAUGAAUUCUAUUCUAAAUAGACAGAGGAAUUGAGUCUGCUAAAUACCUAUCUCUAAAACUAUUACAAUAACUAUUAUAGAAUAGUAGUUUCUAACAUCAAAAGUGAAAACCUGUAUUAUUUUGAAAAUCUAAAUCUUAAAUUCAUUAUCCAACUCUAUUUGGCAAUGAAAACAAUAAAAAAUAAUGGAAAAGAAUGGUGGAAUAAGUAGACUUUUUAUUCACUUGAAAAAUUGAUCACAAAUAGAUUUGAUAUCUAUUCUAAGGUAGUUGAGGAAGGAAGGAUAACACCAUUCUUAAAUUUCAUACUACUUUUGAUGAAAUUAAGUAUAAAGUUAAUGUAGAUGGAGGGUAUGACUCUUUAAGAAAAAGAAAUAUAACCAAUUUUUGAUACUAAAGGAUCAAUGCUUUACAAUUAAAUCAAGUUAGAAUUAUUGAUUUGA
Molecule: messenger RNA, 636 nt
Organism: Paramecium pentaurelia
Lineage: Eukaryota; Ciliophora; Oligohymenophorea; Peniculida; Parameciidae
Source: the annotation of a GenBank genome assembly